Molecule: messenger RNA, 1637 nt
Organism: Kogia breviceps (pygmy sperm whale)
Lineage: Eukaryota; Metazoa; Chordata; Mammalia; Artiodactyla; Physeteridae
Gene: FCGRT
Product: Fc gamma receptor and transporter
Biological process (GO): immune response
Cellular component (GO): external side of plasma membrane
Molecular function (GO): beta-2-microglobulin binding
Source: RefSeq, a predicted model, not a curated record
GGGCCCGGGGUGUGCCCUGCAGCUGGGGGGCGGGGUUGGAUAUUCCUGGAGUCUAGGAGUCGUCUCCGGACAGGAUGUGAGAGAGGAACUGGGGUCUCUAGUCACGGGAGCCAGCUGGGGCCGCAGGAGGGAAGGGAUCGUGGCUGCCGUCUCCCAUUCAGGAUGCGGGUCCUCCGGCCUCAGCCCUGGGGGCUCGGUCUGCUGCUCGUCCUCCUGCCUGGGACGUUGAGUGCAGAGAGUCAUCGCUCCCUCCUGUACCACUUCACCGCCGUGUCCGCCCCCGCCUCGGGGACUCCUGCCUUCUGGGUGUCGGGCUGGCUGGGUCCACAGCAGUACCUGAGCUACAAUAACCUGCGGGCUGAGGCCGAGCCCUACGGCGCCUGGGUCUGGGAAAGCCAGGUGUCCUGGUAUUGGGAGAAAGAGACCACAGACCUGAGGAACAAGGAGAAGCUCUUCCUCGAAGCUCUCCAAGUUUUAGGGGAAGGAGGUCCCUACACCCUGCAGGGCCUGUUGGGCUGCGAGCUGGGCCCUGACAAUGUCUCGGUGCCUGUGGCCAAGUUUGCCCUGAAUGGCGAGGAGUUCAUGAUUUUCGACCCCAAGCUGGGCACCUGGGAUGGAGACUGGCCGGAGUCCCAGACCAUCAGUAUGAAGUGGACGCGGCAGCCCGAGGCGGUCAACAAGGAGAAGACCUUCCUGCUCUACUCCUGCCCCCACCGGCUGCUGGGGCAUCUGGAGAGGGGCCGAGGCAACCUGGAGUGGAAGGAGCCACCCUCCAUGCGCCUGAAGGCCCGACCGGGCAGCCCUGGCUUUUCUGUGCUCACCUGCAGUGCCUUCUCCUUCUACCCACCCGAGCUGCAGCUGCGAUUCGUACGGAAUGGGAUGGCGGCUGGCUCGGGCGAGGGUGACAUUGGCCCCAACGGUGAUGGCUCCUUCCACGCCUGGUCAUCACUAACAGUCAAGAGUGGCGAUGAGCAUCACUACUGCUGCGUGGUGCAGCACGCGGGGCUGGCCCAGCCCCUCACUGUGGAGCUGGAAUCACCAGCCAAGUCCUCGGUGCCAGUGGUUGGAAUCGUCAUCGGCUUCUUGCUGCUCAUGACAGUGGCUGCAGGAGGAGCUCUUCUGUGGAGGAGGAUGAGGAAGGGGCUGCCAGCCCCUUGGAUCUCUUUCCGUGGGGACGAUGUAGGCGCCCUCCUACCCACUCCUGGUCUGUCCAAGGAAGCUGAAUCUUAGGAUAUAAAAGCAUUCGCAGCGACUGCGGAUCGUCCCCCAUCCUGGCUGCUACCAGCUAAUGUAGUCAGGUCCUUUUCAUGCUGUGAGACCUCCUGGAAUCCUGGUAUUUCUGAGCCUCCAGAAGGAGCCCGAUGUCCUCCCUCUGGAUUUCUCCUCCUGUGGCUUGCCUCAGUUUCCCCUCCUGAUAUAUAUGGCUCUCUUCCACCUCCACAUAUAACAUGGGUUUGGGCCCAAAUCAUUGUGUUCUCAUCGUUUCAACUUUUUAGGAAAUUGUGGGGGGAAUAAAUGGUGUAAGCCUUGGGCUUCAAAUCUCUCCUGAGGCUAACUUGUUGCCAUGGUGGAAUCUACCAAUUUUAUAUACCAAGUCAUACAUUUUUAAUGAAUAAAUUUCACAAAUAUUUACUGGA